Molecule: messenger RNA, 1750 nt
Organism: Mytilus trossulus (common blue mussel)
Lineage: Eukaryota; Metazoa; Mollusca; Bivalvia; Mytilida; Mytilidae
Product: monocarboxylate transporter 13-like
Exons: 6
Coding region: 89-1750 (553 amino acids)
Biological process (GO): transmembrane transport
Cellular component (GO): membrane
Molecular function (GO): monocarboxylic acid transmembrane transporter activity
Source: RefSeq, a predicted model, not a curated record
UCCGAAAGGGAUAGUUUACGAAUGGACGGUUCAUGGUAAAUAUUAUUUAUAAAGGACAUGUGAUAAUAAGAUAUAAUAGUCAACAGAAAUGGAAUCCGACAAUUUACCAAUUGACAGAGGUUGGGCAUGGGUUAUUUUAUUUGCCGCUGUCACUACAAAUUUCUUGUACGUGGGGACCCUGAAGUCAUUCGGAAUAUUUUUUGUGGAAAUUCUUGCUGAGUUCCAAGAGAGUGUUUCGGUUACUUCACUGAUCAACGGUAUUCAGACUGCCAUGUAUUGCACAACAUCUCUUCCAGUAUUGUUAUUCUUCAUGAAUAAGAUUGGUACCCGUACACUUGUAUUUAUAGGAAGUUUAACUAUAUCUAUAGGAUACGGUAUAAGCAGUUUGGCUCCUAAUGUAGACUUUCUUUUCUUCUCCAUUAGUGUUGUUGUUGGAGUUGGGUCGUCGUUUUUGUUUGCCCCAUCUCUUGUGGUUAUUGGACAGUAUUUUGACAAACAUCGCGGAAUGGCUACUGGCCUUGCCAUGAGUGGAGGUUGUCUGGGUAGUCUUGUACUUCCGCCAUUUUACCAAUACCUUAUAGACACCUACGGACUCAGAGGUGCCCUUUUACUAACUUCCGGUUUACUAUUCAAUACAACUGCCAUGUCAGGCUUACUGCGUCCUUUAAAUUUUUACAAGAAACAAAAGAAAGAUUUAACUUUAGCUAAACCAACAGAAGUGAAAAAUGGAACGAAAUAUAUUUCGAUUAAUCGAUCAAAACAUGAAAACAACGCAAACGGAAAUAUCAUGAAUUCAAAUAUAGUUUCCUUGAAUGGCGAACAGUUUUCUGGUUCUCAUCCUGUACUUUCAAAAUCGUUUCCACAUGCAGAUCGUGCCAAAGCGAAAAUUGAACGUAUGAGGACAUUUUCUGAAACAAACAAACGUUUUGAUAAGUUUGAAGAAAUAUCAACUUCAAGAAUGUCACUUUCAAGUUUUUACAAAUACUUAAGUAUUGAUGAUAUAGCAAAUAUGUCCAUAGUUUCCGUAAAGGAGUUGAAAGGUGGACAAGAAGAAUUCGAUUCAAGUAGUACAGAAUCUCAGAAUGAAAAAUGCUGUAUAUUAGACUUGUCUGUGUUUAAAAAUCCAUCAUAUGUUUUAUUUUUAUUUGUGCACAUUCUAGCAACUUUAUCACCAGCGUUAGCGCCUUCUUUUUUGCCUGUUUUUCUAAAAGAGAAUGGAUUAAGUAAACAAGAAAUAGUUAUUAAUGUUGCCGUCGUUGGUGCCGCAGAUUUUGUAGGCAGAAUUCUUUGUGGAUACUUUGCUGACAAACCAUGGAUUAAGAUCUAUCAUAUUAUUAUGGUGACACAAGGAUUAGCUGGAUUAGUUAUUAACUGCAGUGGUCUGUUUAAAACAUUUUGGCCACUUGUUGCAUUCUCGGCUUUGUUUGGAAUAAGUGCAGGUGGAAUAUUUGGUGUAGUGGUCACAAUGAUCAUUUCCAUAAUUGGAAUGGAAAAUUUUAGAUCAGGAUAUGCAUUUUUAAUCAUAACUCAAGGCCCAGUCAUUGCCAUUUCCGCUCCAAUAUUUGGUUAUCUGAGAGAUGUUACCGGGAGUUACAAUGCAUCAUUCCAUUUCGUUGGUACUGCUUCAUUGCUUGCUGUUAUUCUGUCAUCUAUUGAAGUUUUUCUACGAAGAUGUAAACAGACAGAAAAGACCAACAGUUUAGACCUUAAUGAGGAAAAAGAAUCUCUUCAUCCUGAAAAUGACAUAUAA